Molecule: messenger RNA, 1578 nt
Organism: Zygosaccharomyces rouxii
Lineage: Eukaryota; Fungi; Ascomycota; Saccharomycetes; Saccharomycetales; Saccharomycetaceae
Exons: 1
Coding region: 1-1578 (525 amino acids)
Biological process (GO): protein K48-linked deubiquitination
Cellular component (GO): cell periphery; cytosol
Molecular function (GO): cysteine-type carboxypeptidase activity; cysteine-type deubiquitinase activity; polynucleotide 5'-phosphatase activity
Source: RefSeq, a predicted model, not a curated record
AUGAGUAUUAGUUUUGCAACUAAGUCCAUUAUAUUGAAAGGACAACCUGUCAAGAUAAUACUUCCGAAUGCAAAGAGUCCCGGUGCAUUAGCGGCAUUAGCCAAUACCCUACUUUUAAAUCCCAAUCAAACUGGAAACGAUAGGAUAAAGAAACUGUUAAAGUUGGUUCAAAGAAAUUAUGUAAUAGAACGGGACUUGGAACAAGCUUUGGCAAGUAUAGGUAGUAAAUGCUCUGACGGUGAAAUUUUAGUAGAUGAAUUAGGGAAGAAGUUGGCUGAAAUUAAUAUUCACAAUUCGCAUGGCGCUAACAGUAGAGUAAGGCAAUUGGCACAAGUACUACCAUCACUUAACGAUGUCGAUCCUGUUUUUGAUGGAACCUUUAAGGAUGCAUCUAAAACGGAUAUUUUCCAUUUAUAUGGUGUCAAUUUAUUGCACGGUUGGAUUAUCGACAGUAAGGAACAUCCUCAAACUUAUGAAAAGAUAUCUAAGCUAUCAUACAAAGAGGCUCAAAAUGAAAUAAAGUCAAAGGGCUCUAUGACAAAUCAUAUCAAUUGCUUUUUCGAUAGGUCAGACACUCAAUUGACAGAGAAAGGGCUCGAGCAUUUGAGAACAUCAGUAAAGGAAGGUUCAUUCGCCAUUUUGUUUCGAUACGAUAGAUUCUACACUUUACACAAGGAAAAGGGUGAGCUGUUGUACUUGGUAGUGGAUAAGGAUCUCCCAGGAGUAGUUUGGCAUUCGUUAAGAUCUGUCGAUGGUGUAAAUGACACCUUUUAUUCCGGUGAUUUUAAAGCAGUUGAUGAUGAAUUGACUAAAAAUGUUCAGGACUGGAUAGACACGACAAUUGCAUCGGUAUACGAACCAUACAGAUCCAAGAUUGAAGUUGAGAUGAAAUACGGUAUAAUGAUAGAUCCCAAGACAAAGAAAAGAGUUACAUUACCGACGUCUAUACCGACUAUCUAUAGAGGUCGUGUAAAGAUGAAACCAAACGUGGAUAAAGAAGUUUUCCAAGAAUUUAAGGAGUAUAUGAAAUUUGCAUAUGAAGGUCGUGGUAUUUCAUCAGCAACACAAGAUUCCUUGUAUCGAGUCAACAUUGGCUUUCAAAAGACAAGAUUUCUAAGGAAAAGUAUUGAUUUACAAACCCGUGCUGUAGAGGAAAUUAUCGAAAAGAAGCCCGUUGCUAGUCUCUUCAUUCACAGACCAAAGGAUUCAUACGAUAUGAAGUUGUCCAUAAAUUUGGAGCUACCUAUAGUGAAAAAAGGAAUCCUGAAGAAUUGUAAAAGGCCCAUCAACAUAAGACAAAAACAUAGAAUCAGUUAUUUUAAAGACCAUUCAGAUUGUCGAAUUGAUAUUACCGAUGUACAGAGAAAGACGAACGACACCAGGGUUGAUAAUGGGGAGAAAGUGGAAACUACUCGUGAAAUCGAAGUUGAAAUGUUUGCACCAGAUUUACUACUGGGAUGGGAAGUUAAAAAUGAGGAGAGUUUCCUUUUCAAUCAAUUCGUAAGAAUUCUUCUAAACACUACUAGUACUAUAAAUGAGGAACUGUCAUAUUUAUCUAAAAAUUUGGGAAAUCAGUAA